CAUAUUUUUCAUGUUGCAACAACAUACCGCUUUAUGAUGGGGUUGAUAUGAUAUGUGAGAGAGUUCUGGCCGGGGUGUUCUAAACAUGUUCUGGGAGUAAUGUGCGCGCCAUCCAAUGGCAGCAUCUAUUCCACACCACGGCGUCAGCGCGUCAUCAGUUCACAUUUACGAAACGAGUUUUAUUAAAUGAGGACAUGUGAGGGGAUCUGAGAGUAAGAAAAGGAGAUUGGAGAUAGACUGACUACAUGUUAGAAAUACUAGAGGCGAGCAAUACGUGUGUUACAAUUAUUUAUCAAGUGGACAACAACAGACUGAUGCUGGACUGUGCAAUGUCUGGAAGUGUGUCGCUUUUUUAAAAGACACAUACGACCCGAUUUAAAAAAAAGUAUCAUUGCAAUUGAAUUCGGAAUCGUUUGUGUGUGACUGUGAAUGGAUUUGCAUUUGCCAGCCUAUUCCGCGAAGACUGUAAUAUUUAAUAAUUUGCGAUAAUCACACACCAUCGCUUGUCUGUGCUGCCUGCACAAUCCUGUUGAUUUAAAAUUAUUAUUGUCUAAUGUUUUUUCGGAUCCUUUCGACGGCUCUCUGCAUCUCUAUUCUCGUUAUAUGAGGUAUCAUCUGUUGCUGCAGCCGGAUGAACUGACACUGUCAUGCAUUUGGAUUGACUCUAGCUGCUGGAGAUGUAGGCAAUUCACAAUUCCCCCAAUUGAACAUGUUUUAUUUCAGGUAAAAUGGGAGAACGAUUAUUGUUACUAUUAUUGCUACUCUUAUCGUUACAUGCGGGUCGGUGAUAGCCCACUGCAGACGAGCUAUUCAACAUCGUCCAUCUCCACAGCAGCCGGCUUCUCAGAGAUUUGAUCGUUACUUUAUUGAAUCAGACUGUAAUAUCCUCGUCACGAGACGGAUUUCGGCUUGAAGUAGGCCUGGUAUUGGAGACAAUACGGGAAUAGUGGAGGUAUUGUAUUUCUUUCUAACCCGGUUAUUCCUUCACAACUGAGGAUAAAUGUUGAUGAUGGAGGACGACGAAUUGGCUCAUCAGGUUGAUAUCGAUUCGGAUUUCGAGCCGCAAAGCCGGCCUCGCUCGUGCACUUGGCCACUGCCUUGUCCGGAGGAUUUCCCCGAAGUGCAGGAGGUCAAUGGGGGUCUUCCACUGACCACCAUCAAGGUGGAACCAGAUGACAAUCUAGCCGUUUCAGCGUGCAGAGCGGGGAGAAUGGGUGGCACGCCGACGGAGCUGAAGCAUCCAGCAGUCGCCCCGGCUCCCAUCCGGGCGACGCACCCAUGCUUGGCCAGCGCGGCACUUGAUGUGACUGGACAAUUGCGCAAAGCAAAAUCCUCGCGGCGGAACGCAUGGGGUAACCAGUCGUACGCGGACCUUAUCACACGAGCCAUUGAAAGCACCCCUGAAAAAAGACUCACGCUUUCACAGGUCUAUGAUUGGAUGGUCCGCUAUGUUCCCUAUUUCAAGGAUAAGGGCGACAGUAAUAGUUCAGCUGGAUGGAAGAACUCCAUUCGACACAACCUGUCCCUCCACACGCGCUUCAUCCGGGUGCAGAACGAAGGCACCGGCAAGUCCUCCUGGUGGAUGCUCAACCCUGAGGGGGGCAAGAUGGGAAAGGCCCCUCGCCGGCGAACCGUCUCCAUGGACAACAGCACCAAGUACCUGAAGAGCAAGGGCCGGGUCAGCCGCAAGAGGGUGGGCAGGCCGGGGAUUGGUUCUGGAGCUCAAGUUGGGCUCCAGGCUUCCCCUAAGCAGGGUAGCCCACCGGGGAAGGUUCUCCCAGGCAACAUAGGGGGAGCUGGGGGUGUGGAAGGAGAGUUUGACGCCUGGACGGAGCUCCACUCCCGGGCUAGUUCGUCCACGUCGACCCUGAGCGGGCGUGUGUCGCCCAUCCUGGCCGAGGGCGAGCUGGAGGAGUCAGAGGAAAGCGGGCUGUCCUGCUCGGCCUCGCCACACCUCUACCCCUCCCCCUCCUCCAGUGCCCGCUCCCCUGCCAUGGGGGCCGUGGGAGGCCACUGUCCACCCGUGGAGCAGCUUCCCCAGCUGGCUAAUCUCACCGGGGCGAUCAGCCUGGAGGAGAGGCUCUUGGAGGAAGGCUACCACCAUCAUCAUCCUCACCUGGCAACGGGCCACAAACUCCCCCCGGUCUAUCAUUACAACCCUGGGGUUAAAGGUCAGGGGUCGUACUGCGGCGCGGUCUACAGCCAGGCUGGGAUGGGCAUGCUGCGCCACCACUCGCCCAUGCAGACCAUCCAGGAGAAUAAGCCGGCUAGCUUCUGUGGCACCUUGCCGGCCUACUCAGGGACCAACGCCCUGCAGAGCCUGCUGACAGGGGGCCCUGGAGGGCCACAGCAGUACUGUGCCAAGGACAUAAUACUGGUCCAGGAGAGAGAUGCCCAACCAAUGAUGGGGCCCUCCACGAACGGAGUGAGUUCCACCCGUCACAGCCACCACCCCGGACACAACGGACAUGCAGCUCACAACCACAACAGCCACAACGGAACUCAGAGUCAUAACCUCCACCCUGUGACCAACCACAACCACAGCUCUCCUCAUCUUGGCCACAACCUCAGUCAGAACCACAGCAACCACACAACGCACACACCAACUCGAGCCCCAGCCCUGGCCCCACGCAUCAGCAGUGGCCACCUCCAGCCCUACAGCCACAAAGUCCCCUAUCUUUACAGCCCCCCAUCCCACGCCCACCUCCCCGCUUCCACCACCCUGCCACCCAACCCGGCCGGCAUGCUGGGGAUGCCCCAGGACUCCUGCCACCUGGCCACCGCCCCCCACCCCUCGCACCCCUGCCACAACACUUACCCCAGCCCCCAACACCAGGGAAUGGGCAGUGGACUGUACCACCACCAACUGGGCAUGGUGGGAGGCUGCACAGGAGGCAGCUACCAUGGUAGCUCAUACCACCAGCCUCACCCCCACGACAGACUACCAGCCGAUCUGGACCUGGAUAUCUUCCACGGGAGCUUGGACUGCGACGUGGAGUCCAUCCUCCUCCACGAUAUCAUGGACUCCGGAGAGGAAAUGGACUUUAACUUUGACAGCUCCCUGGCGCAGGGGUUGGGCAUGGGGAUGGGCAUGGGGGUGGGCCUUGGGAUGGGCAUGAGUGGACUGGCAGGCCCUCAGCAAGCCCACAACAACCAGAGCUGGGUGCCCGGCUGAGACAUUUCCCAGAGUGCUUCAGGGCAGGCCUCAGAAAAGACUCCACUACAGAGAGUGCUGCAGGCCAGCCCUCACUGCCCCUCAGAUAGACAGACUCCACCCCUCCUCACUAACAUGUUGGGGAGCACUGUGCUUAACUGUGUCAUUCCUGGACUGAAAACAGAGGAGAUGUGACAAACACUCAGUCGCUCACUCCCCCAUACCUUUCUGUGUUGUGCUAUAAAAUGCCCCGGUCCUAUCUCUCCCUACCCGGACUCUCUCUGGAGACUGUAGCUCAUGUCACAUUGGUUUUUCUCACAUCAGCUGUAUACUGUGAUGACAAUCUCAACUGUGUUGUUGCCCAACCUUGUCCCUUUCUCAUCUACUAUCAUGAGACCUGAACUCACCAAGCACUUUAAAACAAGUGGGUCAGACUCCACAGCUCACUCACAUACAGACCCGGGUUCAAAUACUAUUCAAAAUCCUUUCAGGCACUUUAUCUGGGCUUGAUUGAGUUUGCCUGGCGCAAUGGAGCCAAUAGAAUUGUCGCAAACGUGCAAACCCCGCCUAUCUUGCACUCCAUGGCAGACUGCAGCAAACGCUAAACGUAUUUGAAAUAUCUCAAAUGGUAUUUGGACCCAGGUCUUGUCACGUACUGUAGCAGACAAAUUCAUGCAGAGUUUGGCUGUUUGCGAUGUGGGUACGGUAUUUGACAUGUCAUUUUGCUGAACAAACCAAGAAAGUGCAAGAAUCCGGAUCUAUAGAUACAUUUGUGGCAUAGAUUUAUAAUGGGGGUUGCUAUGCUGCAAUGUUUAUAAUGGGGGUUGCUAUGCUGCAAUGUUUAUAAUGGGGGUUGCUAUGCUGAUAUGUUUACUGCCAGUGGGAAGCAGGGAAAAUGUCAUCAAAAAUGUCUGAUUGAUUGGUUAUUUGGGCUCUUUGUUGUUGGCUCGUAUUCGGUCAAAUCAAAUGAUACAUUUUGGGACAGACUUACAAUGAUCUGUGCCUCCUCACUGACCUAAUUGAAAACUAUAAUCUGGUGCUUUACUUUACUGUGCAAGUGAAAGUGUAUGUUAUAUUAGUUGGUCGCAUUAUGUUAAUUGAAUUAAUCUUUGGAAUAUUCAGAAGACAAAAUGGAAAAUAGCGUAUCACCUUGCCUCAACCAGGGUUUAUUUUUUCCUUUGUGGUGCCAGCUUUUCUCUUUAACUUUGCUUUCUCUGUCUCUGCCCCCCCCAACCACCAACAGAGACAAAGUGAUCAUCCCUCAGACCGGCCCAUUAAACUGUGCUUGAUUGAAAUUCAGCGCCUUGCUUUUAAUCUCCAAAGUGAUGCUGCAGCCAUGCAUCACUAUCGGGGAUCUAAACGCUACAGCCUCCCCUCCCUCUUUCUCUCUCUCUCUCUCUCACCCCUGCAGUUGUCGCUAACGUAAAUGUGCUGUUCUGAUCACC
This is a messenger RNA of Oncorhynchus keta (chum salmon), 4599 nucleotides long. Its product is annotated as forkhead box protein O6-like. The record is from RefSeq and is a predicted model, not a curated record. Lineage: Eukaryota; Metazoa; Chordata; Actinopteri; Salmoniformes; Salmonidae. Gene Ontology annotation, molecular function: RNA polymerase II cis-regulatory region sequence-specific DNA binding; DNA-binding transcription factor activity, RNA polymerase II-specific. The coding region runs from base 1001 to 3175 and encodes 724 amino acids. Gene Ontology annotation, cellular component: nucleus. Gene Ontology annotation, biological process: regulation of transcription by RNA polymerase II. The transcript has 2 exons.